CCAGUCUCCAACGAGGUGCCGGAGCACCCGUGCGUGUCGCCCGUGUCCAACCACGUGUACGAGCGGCGGCUGAUCGAGAAGUACAUCGCCGAGAACGGCACCGACCCCGUCAACAACCAGCCCCUGGCCGAGGAGCAGCUCAUCGACAUCAAAGUUGCCCACCCGAUCCGCCCCAAGCCUCCCUCGGCCACCAGCAUCCCGGCCAUCCUGAAGGCGCUGCAGGACGAGUGGGACGCCGUGAUGCUGCACAGCUUCACGCUGCGGCAGCAGCUGCAGACCACGCGCCAGGAGCUGUCCCACGCGCUGUACCAGCACGACGCCGCCUGCCGCGUCAUCGCCCGCCUCACCAAGGAGGUCACGGCCGCCCGGGAAGCUCUGGCCACCCUGAAGCCCCAGGCCGGGCUCAUCGUGCCCCAGGCAGUGCCGUCGGCGCAGCCCAACGUGGCGGGCGCCGGGGAGGCCAUGGAUUUGGGAGAGCUGGCGGGAAUGACCCCGGAGAUCAUCCAGAAGCUCCAAGACAAGGCCACGGUGCUGACCACGGAGCGUAAGAAGAGGGGCAAGACCGUCCCCGAGGAGCGUGAAGCCGGAGGAGCUCAGCAAGUACCGGCAGGUCGCCUCCCACGUGGUGAGUGCCAGGAUGGGAAAAGUGUUUUCCUGCUUGUGGUAUUUAAUCUGGGGGUCUCCUGCCUCGCACAGGGGCUGCACAGCGCCAGCAUCCCAGGAAUUCUGGCCUUGGAUCUGUGUCCUUCCGACACCAACAAGAUCCUCACCGGUGGGGCGGAUAAAAACGUCAUCGUGUUCGACAAGAGCUCGGAGCAGAUCCUGGCCACGCUCAAGGGACACACCAAGAAGGUCACCAGCGUCGUCUUCCACCCAUCCCAGGAGUUGGUCUUCUCGGCUUCUCCCGACGCCACGAUCCGGAUCUGGUCCGUUCCCAACGCCUCCUGUGUCCAGGUGGUCCGUGCCCACGAGGGCUCCGUGACCGGGCUCAGCCUCCACGCCACCGGAGAUUACCUGCUCAGCUCCUCAGAUGACCAGUACUGGGCUUUCUCGGAUAUCCAGACGGGCCGUGUCCUCACCAAGGUGACGGAUGAGAGCUCCGGCUGUGCUCUCACCUGUGCCCAGUUCCACCCGGACGGGCUCAUUUUUGGGACGGGAACGAUGGAUUCGCAAAUCAAGAUCUGGGAUCUGAAGGAACGCACCAACGUGGCCAACUUCCCGGGGCACUCCGGGCCCAUCACCAGCAUCGCCUUCUCCGAGAACGGAUAUUACCUGGCCACGGCCGCCGACGACUCCUCCGUCAAACUCUGGGAUCUGCGGAAGCUCAAGAACUUCAAGACGCUGCAGCUGGACAACAACUUCGAGGUGAAAUCCCUGAUUUUCGACCAGAGCGGGACCUACCUGGCGCUGGGCGGGACCGACGUCCAGAUCUACAUCUGCAAGCAGUGGACGGAGAUCCUGCACUUCACAGAGCACAGUGGCCUGACCACGGGAGUGGCCUUUGGCCACCACGCCAAGUUCAUCGCGUCCACGGGGAUGGACCGGAGCCUCAAGUUCUACAGCCUGUAAUCCCGGGAUCCUGCCGGGAUUGGGGGUGGGAGGGGGGUGGGAAUAUCCGUGUGGGAUUAUCCGAGUGGGAAUACCCCGGUGGGAUUAUCGAGCUCCCCUGUCGUAGCUGUUAGUGCAAGGGGGAAGUCGGGCGUCGUCUUCCCCGCACUCCGUGAAUUUGCUGUUUAGGUUUUUUUUUUUGCCCCCCCUAAUUCGUUGUGUUUUCCACCUUUAGAAUUGUUUUGUGCUUGUAACUGAUGUGAACCCCCCACCCCCUCCCCAGUCCUUGCGCUCCUGGAAUUUGGAGGCUGGGAUGUGUGGAGGGAGGGAAGGAACGUGCAGAUUUUUGUAUGCAGUUACUUAGUUUCGGUAUGGAAAUAAAGGAUUCUUCCCUGU
Molecule: messenger RNA, 1944 nt
Organism: Lepidothrix coronata (blue-crowned manakin)
Lineage: Eukaryota; Metazoa; Chordata; Aves; Passeriformes; Pipridae
Gene: PRPF19
Product: pre-mRNA processing factor 19
Biological process (GO): DNA repair; protein ubiquitination; mRNA splicing, via spliceosome
Cellular component (GO): U2-type catalytic step 1 spliceosome; cytoplasm; Prp19 complex
Molecular function (GO): ubiquitin protein ligase activity; protein binding
Source: RefSeq, a predicted model, not a curated record